AUGACCCGCACCAUUCGCACAGUCAUCAUUGGCGGUGGCCUGUCCGGCAUCACGCAGGCGAUCCGUCUGAAGAAGGAGCUCGGCGACCGCGUCCAGAUCACUGGCUCCCCCGGUGGCGUAUGGCGCGACUCGAUUUGGCCCGAGGCGGGUGUCGAUGUUCCGAUCCACCUGUACACGCUCGAGACGGACCUCGAGACCGACUGGCGCGAGUACUUUGCCUUCCAGCCCGAUGUGCUCGCGUACUGGCUCCGCCUCGUGGACAAGUACGAGCUGCGCGACUCCUUCGUCUUCAACUCGGAGUACGUCGGGUCGCACUGGGACGAGCGCACGCAGACCCACAGCGUCACCAUCCGCAACACGAAGACCAAGGCGCAGACCGAUAUCACGACCGAGGUGCUCAUCUCGGCCACUGGUCCGCUCGCGAAGCGCAAGUUCCCGAACGUCCCGGGGCUCAAGGACUUCAAGGGCGCGUGGUUCCACAACCUCGACUGGGACGGCAGUGUCAAGCUUGAGGGCAGGCGCAUCGCCGUCGUCGGCAACGGAUCCUCUGGUGUUCAGAUUGUGCCCGGCCUCGCCAAGCUCCCCGGCACGCAGGUCACGCACUACAUCCGCUCGGGAGGCUACUUCAUUCCCAAGAUCCAGCGCGAGUACACACCCUGGGAGCGCUUCGCGUUCCAGUGGAUCCCCGGCUACCUACGCUGGCACCGCUUCGGCAUUCUCCAGGAGCACGACCGUCACUGGUCGAUCAAGUUCAGUGGUGACAACAAGCAGCGCGAGCAGGACGAGCGCGAGCUGCUCGCAUACCUCCGCGCCAAGGCGCCGGCCAAGUAUCUCGACGCGCUGACCCCGACAUGGCCUCUCGGCACGAAGCGACCCCCGCUCGACCUCGGCUGGCUCGACAGUCUGCACUGGGACAACGUCGAGCUCGUUAACGGCGCGCUCGAGUCCGUCGACGCGACUGGCAUCACUGUGAACGGCCAGCACCGCGACCACGACAUCAUAGUCUACGCGACAGGAAGCGACAUUGGCGCACACGGCCUCGGCGCCAACACCCGUCUCUUUGGCGAGGGCAACCUCGAGCUGGAGCAGUACUGGACCUCGAUCGGCGGUCCGCAGGCAUACGCCGGCAUCGCCGUGCCGCGGUUCCCGAACUACUUCACGAUCAUUGGUCCCAACUCGGUCGCCGGAAGCUGGGGAUACACCGCACUCCGCGAGACGGCCGCUGUCGCCCGCAUCGUCCGCGAGAUCCUCGAUUACAACCUCAGCAGUGUGCAGCCGAAACAGGCUGUGUUUGAGCACGAGAGCGAGGAGAUCCAGAAGGAGCUCAACAAGGCGACCAUUGCCGUUGCCGGCGUAGACAACUACUGGCGUUCCCCGGGUGGCCGCAUCACCGUCAACUCGCCUCUGUCGGGCAUCGGGCUGUGGUGGCGGACACAGCGCACGCGCUGGGGCGACUGGGACGCCGUGCGCCUCGUGAAGGGCUCUGACGGCAAGACACGUCUGCAGCACGUCGACGUCCUGGCCAUCAAGCGCCGGCGGGCAGCCGUCAAGGCGCUCCUCGUUGCCGCGCUGGGCGCGACGCUGUACAAGCGAUGGGAUGCGGUCGUCGCCGCCUUCCAGUGGGCCGUGAAGGAGACGGGUGCGGACAAGCUGCUGCAACAUAUUCGCGCUUAG
Trichosporon asahii var. asahii CBS 2479 is the source of this 1674-nucleotide messenger RNA. RefSeq lists its product as uncharacterized. The coding region runs from base 1 to 1674 and encodes 557 amino acids. The transcript is spliced from 5 exons. Lineage: Eukaryota; Fungi; Basidiomycota; Tremellomycetes; Trichosporonales; Trichosporonaceae. The record is from RefSeq and is a predicted model, not a curated record. Gene Ontology annotation, molecular function: oxidoreductase activity.